Messenger RNA from Drosophila sulfurigaster albostrigata, 912 nucleotides. RefSeq lists its product as uncharacterized. The transcript is spliced from 2 exons. The record is from RefSeq and is a predicted model, not a curated record. Lineage: Eukaryota; Metazoa; Arthropoda; Insecta; Diptera; Drosophilidae. Bases 1 to 912 code for a protein of 303 amino acids.
AUGGAACCGAUCGAUCUUACGCUUCCCUCCCCGCCACGCGACUACGCCGGCGAGGAACCCCGGAUGACUCCCGACUCUACGAAGCCACGCUAUUCCCCGUGGCCCGAGGAUGCACCCCGGAUGACGUUUGACCCCACGAAGCCACACUAUUCCCCGUGGCCCGAGGAUGAACCCCGGAUGACUCCUCACCCUACGGAGCCACAUUACUCCCCGUGGCCCGAGGACGACCCUGGGUACCGUGGGGAAUCGGAGGAGGAGAGGCCAUAUGAGGAGGACGAUGUAUCCGAACAGGAGCAGAGCAGCGAGGCGGAAGAGCCCUUUUCUCGGCUCCCACCAGGCGCUUGGUCACCCAGGCCCGGACAACGCCGCGACCCGCGACUAGGACGUGGGGUGUAUGGUCGACCCCCGUCGCCGACCGAGACGGAGGCGCAACGCUACCAGCCUCCCUCCACUGAGGAUAGUGACGCGGACGAGCCAUUCUUCGUCCAGGAAGUAGACCGUACGGUAACAUACGAGCCGGCCAUCCGCCCAUGGGGAAUGCGAGUAACCCGCAUUGACCGGGCGGUGGUAGAUGUUAUCCUCCCUCCAGGAAACCCCACCUCAUAUUUCGAGCUGCCGGAGCGCUGGAACUAUCGGGGGCCAGCGAUCGCUGACCGCCCAUUUCCACCACCCUACUUCCCGCCAGCUUUUCGACGCCCUAGGACACCCAUCCUACGCCUACUCGAGGAAAUGGACAUAUCCGACCCCGACGGGUUUCCCCUUCCCAUGUCUUCCUACGACCCACCGCAAGAAGGUCCACGCGGGGAGUCCGCGUCGUCGGACGACGAGCCGGACGGGCCUCGGUUCCGCCGGCAGUACGCGAGGACAUCCCCAGCCAACGAGGAGUCCGACCCUCUCGCCGACCUAUUGUAG